AUGGCAAUUGUUUUGGUUGACGAUCGUGAGCACCACGAUCAGGUGUACGAAGAAUACGACAUCCUCCACGACAUCGUUUCCAUCUUGCUUGAGGAGCAAGUGACAAGAAUCGAUACUGCCAAAGCUGCAGUCAGAUUUAAUGACAUUCCGAAUCGUCAAGCACCGGUUGUGAUUCAUCAGCCACUUCGGAUGCCCAUCCCUACAUUCGAUGGCCGGUACGAGAGCUGGCCGAAGUUCAAGGCCAUGUUCAAGGAUCUGGUGGAAAAGGGUUCAGAUACACCGGCAGUAAAGUUGUACCAUCUGGACAAAGCCUUGGUUGGCAGUGCAGCUGGGCUCAUCGAUGCCAAGACAAUCAACGAGGGCAACUACGUCCACGCUUGGACAAUUCUGGAGGAAAGAUAUGAGAACAAACGCCAUGCAAUCGAUUGCCAUAUCCUUGGUCUCGCCCUUGGUCUUGGGCGGAUGACAAAGCGGAGCCAUGUGGAAUUAAGGAGCCUGGUGGACGAAUGUUCCAAGCAUGUCGAAGGACUGAAGUUCCUGGAAAGACCGUUCGAUGGAGUAGGAGAGGAUUUCGUAAUCCAUCUGCUUGCUUCAGCAUUGCACCAUGAUGUACGUCAUCUUUGGGAAUCAACCAUCAAGCACGCGGAGUUGCCCAAUUACGACGAGAUGCUGAAGUUCCUGAAGGAGCAAACGUUCAUACUGGAAAGGGUUGAAGCCAGCAGUCAGAAACCAGUUUCAGUUCCAGCCAAGCCAUCGCCUUCAACCAACAGGCCGUCGGUGCAGAAAGCUCACGCAGCAGUUUCAUCAAGUGAAACGGAGAUGAAGUGUGAAUUUUGCGGAAAGGCAUACCAGAACUUCGCCUGUUCUGAGUUCAAGUCACUUUCAGUGCCGCAAAGAUUAGUCAAGCAAGAAUCGUCGAACGUCAUCGUAGCUGGGGUGAAUGGAACAAAAACCCACUCAUCCAGCAGCAGCAUGGUUCAUCUGUCGUCGAAGUACACGGAUUUCCAAGCCAGGGUGAAGCCUGCUGGGCUGCACCUGGCAGAUCCCGAAUUCUUUCGGUCCAGUGAAGUGGAUAUGCUCCUUGGUAACGAAUGGUUCCUUAAGUUGUUGCUGCCUGGCGAGAUCUUGUUUGCCGACAAUCUUCCAAUGCUACGCGAAACCCAAUUUGGCUGGGUUGUUGGUGGUGUAUACGAUGAAGGUGAUCGUUCUGACGGGAUCGUUUACUCGCACUCCGUCACGUUGGAUGAGUUGAGUCAGUCCAUUCAGCGGUUUUGGGAGGUCGAAGAUAUCGGUAGUGCUUAUCAGUCCAGCACCGAAGAAGACGAAUGCGAACUGCAUUUACAAGCUACCCAUCGUAGAGAUGCAUCCGGGAAGUACAUAGUCGAGUUGCCUCUGAAAGAGACCGUCAGCGAGUUGGGUGAUUCUAGGUCGCUGGCUUUGAAAAGGUUUCGUUCACUGGAGCGAAAGCUCUCGCAGUGCCCAGAUUUGAAGAAGCAAUAUCAGGAUUUCAUGGAGGAGUACGAAGUUCUUGGUCACUGUAAGGAAGUCGAUGAAAGCAAGGAUCCACCAGGUACCAUUAAAUGGUACUUACCACACCAUGCAGUUCUGCGACCAUCGAAUACCACUACCAAGUGCCGCGUGGUUUUUGAUGCGUCUGCAAAGGUGUCUGGUAGCUCGCUCAACGAUGUGAUGAAGAUUGGUGCCAUCAGUCAAAGCGAUCUCCAGGCAAUUUCUAUACGAUUCCGCAUACCUCUUCAUGUGUUGGCUACUGAUGUCGCCAAGAUGUACAGGCAGAUUUUCAUCGACUGGCGGUUUACUCCGCUAUUCCGGGUGUUCUGGAGGAAAGAUUCUUCAGAGCCUCUCCGUGUCCUAGAGUUGACAACAGUAACCUACGAUACGGCUUCUGCCCCAUUUUUGGCAACGCGGGCACUUCUGCAAUUGGCAAUCGACGAAGGUGGCAAGUACCCUCUGGCGGCUGACAUAGUGAAGAACAGUUUUUAUGUGGAUAAUGCGUUAUUCGGGUUUGAUGACUUGAAUGAUGCUGCGGAAGCCCAAUCCCAGCUGAUCGAUCUACUGGAAGCCGGUGGAUUUCAUCUGCAUAAGUGGGCAUCGAACAAUGUUGAGUUGCUGAAUAAGAUUCCGGAAAGAGAUCGUGAUGAACUGGUCAGCAUUGAUGAGUGUAGUGCAAAUGAAGUGAUAAAAACGCUGGGACUCUUGUGGAACCCUGCUUCGGAUUCUCUGCAGUUUAUUUCCCUUCCAACGUCGGACGUGAAGUGUCCGACUAAGCGGCAAGUGCUGUCGCUAGUGUCGAGAAUGUUUGACCCUCUGGGUCUAGUGGCGCCGGUUAUUGUGAUCGGAAAACUUUUGAUGAAGUCUAUCUGGAAGGAAGAAUUGGAUUGGGAUGAAGUGCUCAAAAACGAUAUGAAGAAGAAAUGUGACUAUUUCCUGAAUGCGUUGAAUGGUGUUACCAAUCUCCGAAUGCCUCGUCAAAUGGUGGUUACUGGUGCUUCUGCUUAUCAGUUGCAUGGAUUUGGUGAUGCAACGCUAGAAGCAUACGGCGCAUGUACCUCAGGUCUGUCGUAUCUGGUCAUACUGCAGUCAAAGGAGCUGUUGGCGGCUCUGCUACUCCAUCGGCUUGUGAAAAAAGUGAUUGAAGCCCUGGCACUUCAUUUUGAAGACAUCGUUUUGUGGUCUGACAAUCAAGUGGUGCUAGCUUGGCUAGCGAAGAAUCCAAACAAUUUGGAAGUGUUUGUGCGCAAUCGUGUCGGUGAGAUUACCUCUACUGGAAACCAAUUCAAGUGGAAGUAUGUAAAUACGCUGGAGAACCCAGCCGAUGUAGUGUCCCGUGGCCAAUCCGCUGAUAAUCUUGAGAAGAAUGAUCUUUGGUGCAAUGGGCCAUUGUUCCUGCGUAGUGAAGACUAUCAGAUGGUGGUUCCAACACCUCUGUCUGAUGAAGAAGUUCCGGAGUUGCGUGAAGCUACUGUUGUUCCUGCGGUGGUACAGUUGGAUCAGUUGCCAGUGUUUCUGAAGUUUGAGUCGUUCCGGAAGCUGCAACGUGUUUUGGCAUACGUUCUGCGCUUUUGCCGAAACGCUAAGGAGAAAGUGAAAGAAAAAAGAAUCAUUCAAUGUUACACAACCAUGUUCGAAUUACGUCAGUCGUUGAAGGUAAUUGUCCGGGUGAUUCAAUUGCAGCACUUUGGUGAAGAAAUUAUCAACAUCGCGUCUUGUGAGUACUGCAAAAGGCUUUCCAAGCUAAACCCAUUUUUGGAUGAUGGUUUGAUUCGUGUUGGUGGACGACUGCGUCAUUCAAGUUUACCAUACGGAGUGAUGCACCAGUUGGUUUUGCCAAGCCAUGAAUUAAUCGUCCAGAGCUUGAUUGUUGCGUUGCACCGUGAGAACCUUCAUGCUGGACCUUCGGCGUUGCUCGCUCAGCUUCGUCGACAGUUUUGGGUUUUGGGAGCUCGAUCUGCUGUGCGUAAGGUAACUCGAAAUUGCGUGCGGUGUUUUAAGAUCAAACCGCCGAUAGCCAACCAGUGUAUGGGCGAUCUUCCCGUCGCUCGUUGCGAUAAGGCACCCGCUUUCCUCAAGGUUGGUGUCGAUUUCGCUGGUCCGAUGCUCAUCAAGCAAACUGGCAGAAAGGCGGCACCUUUAAAAGGAUACAUAAGCGUAUUUGUGUGUAUGGUGACGAAGGGAAUUCAUCUAGAAGUUGUUGAAAAUCUUUCGUCUGAUGCCUUUAUUGCCGCUUUACAUCGGUUUGUAUCUCGUCGUGGAGUACCUGAGGAAAUAUUUUCCGAUAACGGGACCAACUUCAUUGGUGCUCGGAACGAGUUGAACGAACUCUGUCGGCUCUUCAAGCAGCAGGUGACCGAGCAGAAGAUUUUCGAGUUCUGCCAUAUCCGACAGAUUCAGUGGAGCACGAUUCCCCCAAACGCACCGCACAUGGGAGGAAUCUGGGAAGCUGGAGUUAAGAGUACGAAGACCGUAUUGAAGAAGAUUUGCCAGUCGAGCCUACUCACAAUGCCGGAGUUCUCGACUUUGCUCUGCCAGAUUGAAGCGCAGCUUAACUCUAGGCCUUUGUACGCACUUUCCGAUGAUCCGUCGGAGCCUGAACCGUUGACACCAGGUAAUUUUAUGAUUGACCGACCAUUGACUGCCAUCCCGGAGCCAAGUUACGAAGGAAUCCCAGUCAACCGACUCUCCAGAUGGCAAUACGUCCAGCGCCUUCGUAGUGAUUUCUGGAAACGCUGGUCCCAGGAGUACCUGUUGGAGUUGCAGUUACGCCAAAAAUGGACAAAGAAACGAGGUAACAUCAAUCCGGGAAUGGUCGUUCUAAUCAAGGACGACAACUUACCUCCUCAGUAUUGGAAGAUCGGGAAGGUUGAAAAAACCUAUUCAGGAGCAGACGGAAUGGUUCGGAUGGUAGAUGUCCAGACCAAGGACGGACUGCUGAAACGUCCAAUCCACAAGCUGGCUCCUCUCCCCAUACUUGACAAUGCUUCUACUUCCAAGGCUGCCAACGAUAAUAAUUGCGGAGCUCCCGGGGGGAGGAUGUUCGAGCCGUUCGCAAACGCCGCGUAUGAAGGAAAUUAUUUGACAGUGUAUCACCCGGCCGCAGCCUGCUGA
This is a messenger RNA of Ochlerotatus camptorhynchus, 4623 nucleotides long. RefSeq lists its product as uncharacterized. The transcript is spliced from 4 exons. Gene Ontology annotation, biological process: DNA integration. The coding region runs from base 1 to 4623 and encodes 1540 amino acids. The record is from RefSeq and is a predicted model, not a curated record. Gene Ontology annotation, molecular function: nucleic acid binding. NCBI's taxonomy places the organism in Eukaryota, Metazoa, Arthropoda, Insecta, Diptera, Culicidae.